AUGCCGCAAAUGGGAAAAAGGAAAAGAGAAGACUCACAGAAGAGAAUCCUGAAAGAGCUACAAAAGCUCAAGAAGAAGAUAAAGAAAAGUGAGAAAAAGCGCAGGAGACGCGACCGAUCUUUGACUUCCUCGACGUCCAGCUCUGACGCUUCUCACGAAUCAAAAAGGAGGAAAGUAACCAGAUUCAGGAGUCCAUUCGAAAGCCGAAGCUGUCAAGAGCGUCAUCCUCGAGGUACGUCCCGUCAAACUUCUCCUUCACAAGAGCAGGGCGGAAGGCGUCACCCGAGAGAUGCGCCGAGCGGAGGUUCGCCUUCAGGCAGCACUAUAACUAAAAGUGACUCACGAAGCGUGUCCCGGGGUCGCUCAACAGACAGCUCAAGCAGGAGCCCUUCCUCAGAAAGUAAGCUGCGAGGUACGCCCCGCAGAAAUGGCUCUCCAACCAAGACCAGCGGAAGGCGUGACCCGCAAGAGGAUCUUGAUCCCUCCUAA
Belonocnema kinseyi is the source of this 489-nucleotide messenger RNA. Its product is annotated as serine/arginine-rich splicing factor 7-like. The transcript has a single exon. The record is from RefSeq and is a predicted model, not a curated record. Bases 1 to 489 code for a protein of 162 amino acids. Lineage: Eukaryota; Metazoa; Arthropoda; Insecta; Hymenoptera; Cynipidae.